AUGAGGAUCAUCACGGUUGUAGCAGUAAUCCUUUCUGGAUAUAUCAAACUCGUUCGGCUCGCAGUUGCUCAGGACGCAGGUUCAAUAGGAGAUGCGCCAUCCGAGGGAGACCUCAAUGGCUCGAAUUUUACGUAUCCGUUUCCUCUGAAGACGUAUAAGUUUACGUCGCAACAUCAAGAGGUUGAAAUGGCAUUCAUGGAUCUUUCACCGACAGUUGAACCGAACGGAAAGGUCGCUAUCUGCCUACACGGAAAGAAUUUCUGUGGACCUACUUGGGAGGCGACAGCUAGACAACUUUCGGCAUCAGGCUAUAGGGUUAUCUUGCCGGAUCAGCUUGGCUUUUGCAAAUCAUCCAAGCCGAAGUCUUACCAAUAUACGCUACAGCAGCUCUCAUAUAACACGAGAAACUUGCUGCAUGCGUUAGGCAUUGAGAAUGUGACUGUGAUCGGCCACUCUCUGGGAGGCAUGACAUCCGUGCGCUUCGGCUUGAUGUUCCCUGAAAUUGUUGAGAAGCUUGUCCUAGUGAACCCCCUUGGAUUGGAGGAUUGGAAGGCCCUCGGUGUGCCGUACAAAAGCAUCGACGACCUAUACAUCUCCGAGUCUGCAAGUAACUACACUUCUAUCCGAGAAUAUGAGCAAUCAACAUAUUAUGUAGGGAAGUGGGACGACUCAUACGAUAUAUGGGUGAACAUGCUAGUCAAUAUCUACCAGGGCAGCGAAGCGUCUACAUUUGCUUUCGAUCAAGCACUUGUUACUGAUAUGGCAUUGAGUGCACCAGUGGUAUAUGAAUUCGGCUUACUAAAGCCUCGGACUCUUUUGCUGAUAGGCGACAAAGAUAACACAGCACUGGGCAAGCAAUGGAGCCCACCGGAGGUGCAGGUUAAAUUAGGUCACUAUGAUGUGUUGGGGAAACAGGCUGCUGCCGCCAUACCAAAUGCAGAUUUGAUAGAAUUUGCUGAUUUAGGACACGCGCCUCAAAUUCAAGAACCAGAUAGGUUUCAUGAGGCUUUGUUAGGGUGGUUAGAGGGAUAA
Messenger RNA from Daldinia childiae, 1032 nucleotides. RefSeq lists its product as uncharacterized. The record is from RefSeq and is a predicted model, not a curated record. NCBI's taxonomy places the organism in Eukaryota, Fungi, Ascomycota, Sordariomycetes, Xylariales, Hypoxylaceae. The transcript has a single exon. The coding region runs from base 1 to 1032 and encodes 343 amino acids.